UUUGGUAUUUAAAUUUUAAUCACUCAAACAGAAAAACAGAAAAAGUAAUACCUCCAUUGGUUUCUAGUGACAGGAACAAUAUUACUAUUAAAUAAUAUUCACAUUCGGAAAAAGAAUGAGAAGCUUGAAAGGGAAGAACCUAAUGGAGGAAGCGAUUAUAUUUAUUUCAUUGCUCAUUUUACUCUACAUCCCGCAAACCUACGCAGCCGAACUCAACAUCGUUUCGAGUUCAGAGUUCUUGCUAGAAGAAGAUACAUUGGUGUCGCCAGACAGAACAUUUGAGCUUGGAUUUUUCAGGCCAAAUGGCUCUGAAAAUAGAUAUGUUGGUAUUUGGUAUAAGAAGAUAUCUGUUAAAACAGUGGUUUGGGUUGCCAACAGAGACCGGCCGCUCACAGGUGCAGCUCCAGGUGUGGUAAAGAUAGUCGAUCCAGGAAAUCUUGUCAUCAUGAACAAUGUUACUAAUCAUGUUAUGUGGUCAACCAACACAACGUCAUCAGGUAACACAAUUGCAAAGCUUCUUGACACUGGAAAUCUAGUUGUCACCGAUGGAAACAACAAUAAGAUUCUCUGGAUGAGCUUUGAUUAUCCAACUGAUACUUUUCUACCUGGCAUGAGGUUGGGGAAAAAUUUCUUGACAGGUCAGGAAUGGUAUCUAUCUUCAUGGAGGAAUAGUAAAGAUCCAGCUCCAGGUGAAUUCACCUGGAUUUUUGACACGCGCAGUUUACCUCAGAUUCUACUAAAACAAGGUGCGCUGGUCAAAUUCCGGAGUCCGCCAUGGACUAACGAAGUGGUUAAUGUGUUUAAACUUGCCCAGAAUAUUGUUACAUACAACAUUGUUAUAAAUAGAACAGAGGUAGCACUUUCUUUUAAUCUUGUAAACAGUUCUGUCCUAUCAAAAUCUACAUUGAGCUCUUCUGGGAAGUAUGAACGCUUCGUGUGGGUAGAAGAGGGGAAAAGAUGGGAUGUUCGUAUUGCGUUGCCAAGAGACAUUUGUGAUACAUACAACAUAUGUGGGGCUUACGGACAUUGCAUCAUGAGAAGCAGCUUCCAGACAUGUUUGUGCUUAGAUGAGAAAAAAUUUGUGCCAAAAAGCCCAGAAGAAUGGGAGACGGGAGAUGGGCGUGAUGGUUGUGUUAGGACAACACUGUUAAAUUGCAAAAACGGAUCAGAUGGGUUUAGAAGGUAUCCAAAUGUGAAAUUGCCAGACACACCCACUAUCUGGUUUAACAGGAGCAUGGCCAUGAAGGAAUGUGAAAAAGUAUGCUUAAACAACUGUAAAUGCAUGGCUUAUCUAAAUACAGAUAUUAGCGGAGAAGGAAGCCGCUGCUUGCUUUGGUUUAAUGACCUCAUAGACAUCCAACCAUUAUCCGAGGGUAUGCGUGGUCAUGAUAUCUUUGUAAGAAUAGCUUCCUCUGAUUUAGAUCACAAAGGAGGAACAAACAUCAAACUCAUCCUAAUGGUAGUGUUCCUGAUCAUCAUUGUAGUAGGCUUGAGCUCUGCUUGGUUCUGCUACACAUGGAGAAAAAGGUUUAAAGCAGAACCAACGGCGAAAUGGGAAUCAUUGCAAGUCCAUGAAAGCAAGAGAGAAACUAUGGAGCUACCAUUGUUUAGCUUCUCUACCAUAGAAAAAGCUACUGCUAGUUUUUCACCAGACAAUAAACUUGGAGAGGGUGGAUUUGGACCAGUUUAUAAGGGUAUCCUAGAAGGAGGGGAAAUUGCGGUUAAGCGUCUCUCCAGCACGUCCAGUCAAGGACUAGAUGAGUUCAAGAAUGAAGUUAUCUGCAUUUCCAAACUUCAACACAGAAAUCUUGUUAAGCUCCUCGGGUGUAGCAUUGAAGGAGAAGAGAAACUAUUGAUCUAUGAGUACAUGCCUAACAGAAGCUUAGACUUAUUUAUAUUUGCAGAUAAAAUACGAAGCACACUUCUUGAUUGGACAACACGCUUCCACAUCAUUGAGGGGAUUGCCCGAGGACUUUUAUAUUUGCAUCAAGAUUCACGAUUAAGAAUCAUUCAUAGAGAUCUUAAAGCUAGCAACAUUCUACUAGAUCUUGACAUGAACCCCAAGAUUUCAGACUUCGGGAUAGCUAGAAGUUUUGGAGGAAAUGAGAAUGAAGCAAACACAGAAAGAGUUGUCGGCACAUACGGCUACAUGUCCCCAGAGUACGCAUUAGAUGGUCUUUUCUCAACGAAGUCGGAUGUCUUCAGUUUUGGUGUAUUGGUACUGGAGAUCAUAAGUGGGAAGAGAAAUAGAGGAUUCAUUCAUUCAAAUCAUAGCAAUAACCUCAUUGGACAUGCUUGGACAAUGCAUAAUGAGAACAGGUCAUUGGAACUAGUGGAUACAAAUCUAGAGGAAGCAUUCAAUCCAUCUGAAGUCUUAAGAUCAAUAGUGGUGGGGUUGUUAUGUGUUCAACAAAGUCCAGAUGACAGGCCAAACAUGUCAUCCGUGGUUCGAAUGUUGGGUAAUGAGUUGGGUGAACUGCAAAAUCCUAAACAACCAGCAUUUUUCACAGAAAGAAACAUAAUUGGCACUGAUAGCUCAUCGAGCACUAAUGCAACAAGUUCAACCAAUUAUUUAACUACUACAGAGGUAGUUGCACGAUAGAAUGCUCGUACGUAACCCCAAAAUUAGAGUUACAUAUGUCAUAAUUUUCUUAUUUAUAUUACCUUUGGGUGCAUGUCUCUCAUAAUGCUUAUAUUACAUGAGAUGUUUCACUUAUGGGUACGUAUACAUGCAUGUCACUAGCUAGUGUAUUAUAAUUUAAAUGUUGAUUAUCUGAUAUUGUUAGAAUGAAAUUAAAGACAUUAAGAUGUAUAAUUGUGGUAAGUAUUAUUAUACUUUAUUCA
Erigeron canadensis is the source of this 2844-nucleotide messenger RNA. Its product is annotated as G-type lectin S-receptor-like serine/threonine-protein kinase At4g27290. Gene Ontology annotation, biological process: protein phosphorylation; recognition of pollen. The record is from RefSeq and is a predicted model, not a curated record. Gene Ontology annotation, molecular function: ATP binding; protein serine/threonine kinase activity. The coding region runs from base 116 to 2602 and encodes 828 amino acids. NCBI's taxonomy places the organism in Eukaryota, Viridiplantae, Streptophyta, Magnoliopsida, Asterales, Asteraceae. The transcript is spliced from 7 exons.